Messenger RNA from Uranotaenia lowii, 3777 nucleotides. RefSeq lists its product as uncharacterized. The record is from RefSeq and is a predicted model, not a curated record. Gene Ontology annotation, molecular function: nucleic acid binding. Gene Ontology annotation, biological process: DNA integration. Lineage: Eukaryota; Metazoa; Arthropoda; Insecta; Diptera; Culicidae. Bases 1 to 3777 code for a protein of 1258 amino acids. The transcript is spliced from 2 exons.
AUGAACGUCUUCCUAUCGACCGUUGUCGUCAAGGUGCUAGAUGGCUAUGGAAAUGAGCAUUUGGCUCGAGCACUGUUAGAUAGUGGAUCACAAAGCAGUUUCAUUAGUGACCGCCUUUGUCAGAAACUAAGAUUGCUUCGUCAUCGUAUUGACCAACCUAUCCUCGGUAUUGGUGAAUCUCCCAUUCGAGCAGUUUGCUCCGUGACCACCGAAGUGAGAUCGAGAGUUGAUGACUUCUCUAUUCCCCUGAAUUGUUUGGUGCUCAAAAAGCUGACUGCUGAUCUACCUGCUGUAACCAUUACCACUGCAAACUGGCAGAUACCGAACGACAUCACACUUGCUGAUCCCGAAUACAACAUCUCACGAAAGGUAGACCUCAUAAUAGGUGCCGAACACUUUUAUGCAAUCCUCCAGGGUGGCCGGUUGCAAAUUGGCCCACAAGCCCUGACCUUAGUGGAAAACGAAUUUGAAAAUUCCAAACCCACCCUUUCACCCAAUGAUCAAUAUUGUGAAGACUUCUUCAAGGAAACGGUAAGCCGUGAUUCCACUGGUCGUUAUUCUGUAAAAUAUCCGAAGAAGGAAGGAUUUGAAUUGAUGAUAGGCGAGUCUUUUUCCGCUAAAUCCCGUCUCGUCAGCUUGGAAAGAAAAUUGGACAAAAACCCCAUCCUCAAAGAAAGGUAUCAUGCAUUCAUGGCCGAAUUCAUCCAACUAGGACACAUGCUUGAGGUACCUGUUGACGACCCAGAACCUACUGUCGUAUGCUAUCUUCCUCACCAUCCCGUGUUGAAAGAAUCCAGCACCACUACGAAGGUACGCAGUGUUUACAACGCUUCGGCAAAAACAAGCACUGGAUUCUCUCUCAACGAUUCGCUCCGAGUAAGCCCUGUCAUCCAAGAUGAGCUCUUCGACAUCUUACUCCGCUUUCGCAAAAAUUUGGUGGUAUUGUUGGCUGACAUAGAGAAGAUGUAUAGGCAAAUCGUUCUUCACCCCGAUGACCGACCCCUUCUGCGUUUGUUGUGGAGAUUCAGCCCGAACGAACCGAUUACGAAAUAUGAGAUGACAACAGUGACAUACGGUUUGGGCCCAUCCUCGUUCUUGGCUACCCGCACACUUCAUCAACUGGCGGAUGAUAAAGGUGCUUCUUUUCCUCUCGCCGCAGCCUCUGUGAAGCGAGAUUUUCACAUGGAUGAUUUUGUACGGAGUGAAGAAACCAUCGAUAUAGCAAUCCGACUGCGUAAGGAGAUGGACGAACUGAUGAGCCGUGGAGGAUUUUCCUUGAGGAAAUGGUGCUCUAAUUUUCCUGAAGUUUUGGAAGGAGUACCACCAGAAAACCUAGCCCAUCCUAGCACUGAAAACCCCGAACCUGGAGAGGUGGUAAAAGUCUUGGGAAUUUCCUGGGAACCCGAGCAUGAUUUAUUUUGUUUCAAAUUUGCCCCAUUCUCAACCGACGGAAAGAUUACCAAAAAUCGAAUUCUUUCCGUUAUUGCCCAACUUUAUGACCCCUUGGGAUUAAUUGCCCCCGUCGUUGUACGUGCGAAAAUAUUUAUCCAACAACUUUGGUUGAUGUCCAUCGAAUGGAAUGAGGAAGUCCCAAAUGAAAUCCGAACUAGGUGGGAAGAUUUUGUAAAGGACUUGUCAUCGCUAGCUGAGUUUCGGAUCCCGCGGUUUGCCUUUGACAGGGGGGAGAUGCAGCUACAUUGUUUUACGGACGCCUCCGAAUCAGCUUAUGGAGCCUGCAUCUACGCUCGGACGGAGAAGGCCAACGGGGAGGUGAAGGUGGUCUUACUGGCUACGAAAUCCCGAGUAGCACCGCUUCAGAAACGCAGCAUCCCGAGACUAGAACUAUGCGCUGCUCAGCUAGGCGCUCGCUUAUCGACGAGAGUUGUUGACACACUGGACCUGAAAUCUGCACCCAUCUACUACUGGACCGAUUCGAUGGUUGUUAUUUAUUGGCUACGCGCACCAUCACAAACCUGGAAAACCUUUGUAGCUAACCGGGUCGCAGACAUCCACAUCCAAACGAAGAACUCAUCAUGGCAGCAUGUUCCCGGAGUAAACAACCCAGCUGAUGUCGUAUCUAGAGGCUUGACUGUGCACCAGCUUCUGACCUGCAAACUAUGGACCAAUGGUCCCGAUUGGUUGGGAAGGGGAGAGGAAUAUUGGCCGAAGUUAGAGAUCCCGAGAACCACUAAUACGCAUGGAGACACUGAGCGCAAAACCACCACCUUGCUAAUCCAAAAUCCACCACCACUUAACCCUUUGUUUACUCGAUCAUUCUCGUACAAUCGUUUGCUCCGUACGACUGCUUAUUGUUUGCGAGUUUCUCGGAAGGCGAGAAAAGAACUCAAAGAAUCCACUUUAAUCCUCACUCCCACUGAACUCGAAUCUGCCAGAGACUGCCUGGUAAAAUUAGUUCAAGCAGAAUGUUACCACACCGAAUGGAGCUUUCUACGAAAAGGGAAACCGGUACCCAAAAAAUCCGCACUGCGUUUGUUAAAUCCUUUUGUUGAUGCUUCGGGAAUAAUCCGAGUCGGUGGCCGGCUCAAAUUGUCCUUGGAAACCUUUAGCACCAAACACCAAAUCCUGCUCCCCGGAUUUCACCGUUUCACCCGAAUGCUUUUGUUGUCAUUUCACAACAAAUUGGUUCACGGGGGAAUAGCGCUUACGCUGGGUGUAGUGCGCAAUGAAUAUUGGCCUACAAAUGGGAGAAGAGCAGUGCGCAGCGUAAUUCGAACCUGUUUUCGUUGUACUCGAGCAAACCCUAAGCCUCUCAAGCAACCAAUUGGCCAAAUACCCCUUGCCCGAGUUACCCCAAGUCGUCCCUUCGCAUCAACUGGCAUUGACUAUUGUGGCCCGGUGUUUGUUAAGUCCCCGAACCGUAAAUCUGCUCCCACCAAAGCCUAUAUUGCCCUAUUUGUCUGCUUUAGCACAAAAGCAGUUCACAUUGAGCUUGUGGGGGACCUAUCCACAGCCUCAUUUCUCUAUGCUCUACAACGUUUCGUGGCCAGACGUGGCAAACCUCAACACAUCUACUCCGACAAUGCCACAAAUUUUGUUGGAGCUCGAAACGAGCUACACGCUCUCUACGAAAUGUUCUCAAGCCCCAAGGAAACCGAUCGUAUCGCUACCGCUCUCGCAACCGAGGGCAUACAAUGGAAGAUGAUCCCCCCGCGUGCACCCAACUUUGGCGGCUUGUGGGAAGCCGCCGUGAAGGUUGCGAAAAAACAUUUGGUUCGUCAGUUAGGCAGCACCUCUCUACUGUACGAGGACCUAGUGACGAUUUUGUCCCAGAUCGAGGGAGCAAUGAACUCGAGACCGUUGGUCCCUUUGUCUGAAGACCCCAACGAUUUCGAAGCCAUCACUCCAAGCCACUUUUUGAUUGGCUCUCAACUGCAAGCCCUUCCACAUCCCGACCUAAAGGACGUUCCUGAGAACCGGCUGAAGAAUCGCUAUCAGGUUAUCCAACAAAAGCAGCAGCUAUUUUGGUACCACUGGCAGACAGAGUACCUCAAAGAGCUGCAACGGCAAUCUACUACCAACCCGCAGCAAGUGAAUCUCAAAAUCGGCCAGGUGAUGAUUCUUCAAGAUGACCUGUUACCCCCGGUGCGCUGGCCUCUCGUGCGCAUCAUGGAACUACAUCCUGGAGCUGACGGUGUGACACGGGUGGUUACCAUCCGCACACCCACUGGUGCUAUCUUCAAGCGUGCUGUGGUCAAGCUGUGUCCGUUGCCUACGAUGGACGAGGAGGAGUCGUCGACAGCCCCCCGCACCAGGUGA